Molecule: messenger RNA, 2009 nt
Organism: Exophiala xenobiotica
Lineage: Eukaryota; Fungi; Ascomycota; Eurotiomycetes; Chaetothyriales; Herpotrichiellaceae
Exons: 6
Coding region: 211-1626 (471 amino acids)
Biological process (GO): amino acid transmembrane transport
Cellular component (GO): vacuolar membrane
Molecular function (GO): amino acid transmembrane transporter activity
Source: RefSeq, a predicted model, not a curated record
AGUACACCAUCCAAGACUUUAACCACCUUCCUCAUUAGGCGCAAGUACUGCGAUAGCCAUGGUGACCAUAUUCAUUGAUAUGCCUCUGACCCCCGGAUCUCAACGUCUGACCGUUGCUGAUGGCCUUCCGUCUGCUCCUCGACUCUCUGGCAUUUCCCAACACACAAGAUCGUCAGGGCUGUAAAAUCGGCCGGUUGUGAGCUCCUCGCCAUGGCCGACUACGAAAAGUACCGUUACACGGGACCGAGUGAUGCCGACGUCGAACCAGAAGGUCUUUCGACCGCUCGCUCGGGACGCUACACGGACGGCGCUCCUGCUGGCUAUCAUGAUCACGAUGUCUUCGGCAACGAGGAGAAUGCUGCCAUCAAGUACAAGACUCUAUCAUGGCCGCUUGUCGCUGUCCUCAUGAUCGCCGAGAUCGUCAGCAAUGGCAUGCUGUCUCUCCCUGCGGCAACUGCUGUCGUCGGCAUUGUGCCCGGGGUCAUUCUGAUUGCGUUCCUCGGUACCUUCGCUUUAUACACGUCCCUGAUUCUGAUCGAUUUCAAACUCAAUCAUCCCGAGGUCCACAACAUGGGUGAUGCAGGCCUGAUCAUGGGAGGUCCAAUCCUGCGAGAGAUCCUCGCAGGAGGAACCGUCAUUUUCGCCAUCUUCGCAACGGGAUCGCAAUUGCUCGCCGGCCAAAUCACUCUGGGCGUGCUCUCGGAAAACAAGCUCUGCUUGAUGCUUUAUACUGGAAUCUUCGCCGUUGCCACCCUCGUUCUGUCCUUCCCUCGGACGCUCGACUCCCUCUCCUGGCUGUGCAUUCCAUCUUGCAUCUGCAUCCUCGUGGCCGGUGUCGUAGGCAUGGCCGCGGCAGGGGCCAACCCAGCUCCGGACCGCCACAUCGACAUCGCACGAUCCGCCAGCUUCUACGAUGCGUUCGUGUCGAUCACGAACCCUGUUUUCGCCUACGCCGGACAUUUCAUGUUCUUCAUCCUAAUCUCGGAAAUGAAGAGGCCUCAAGAUGCCAAAAAGGCGGCAUGGGUCUUGCAAACUUUUGCCACGACCUUCUACAUCGUCUUCACCGUCGUGGUGUACGUCUACCUCGGGCCCUCCGUGCAAUCCCCAGCGUUCUCCUCCCUGCCUCCAAAAUGGGCUAAAGCUACGUACGGCAUCGCACUGCCCAACUUCCUGAUCGCAGGCAGCCUAUACUCCCACACAGCGGCGAAACUCUUCUUCAUCCGCAUGUUCCGCCACACCCGCCAUCUGCACGAGCACACGGCCCUCGGCUGGACGGCGUGGACGAUCUUGAUCAUCCUGGCCAACGGCGCAGCCUUCGUGCUCGCCGUCGGCGUGCCGAUCUUCGCAUAUCUCGUCUCCAUCGCCGCGAGUCUGUUCGCCAGCUGGUACACGUACGGUAUUGCCGGCGCUUUCUGGCUGUACGACGCGUGGCACGGUCUCGACAAGGGCCGUGGUCGUGGCGCGUAUGGGUUGAGCGCGUGGAAGGCGAGCCCGUUCAAGACGUUGAUCAAUUCUGCGACUUUUCUGGCCGGAGCGUUCAUUUGUGUUGCCGGGACUUAUGUCUCGAUCAAGCUGAUCAUCGACGCAUACAACAGCGGCUCUGUUGGAGCGCCGUUUGCGUGCUAGUAUCUGUGAACAUAUAAUCAUCUGACGGAGACUGCACUCCGCCCUCACCUAUUGCACAGGGUUCCAAACUUAAGUCUGUCUGUCUCUGGUGCUUCUUUCCACGAACGCCUUGGGCCCCACACCAUCCAUCCAUCCGCACUCGACAGUCCGUCAAAUAUGUAUACCAUCUGUCCAACCCUAGCCAACUCAAAGGUUCUCAUAUUUUGAGGGAAGCCUCGGGCGUUGUGCCCACCAAACAUGGAAUCUAAAAACCACAAUUGUCUAUGGCAGAUGACUUAUACAUUGAUGUAACAUAUGCUCGAGAAGCGUGAUAAGAGGGCAUACAAUUGAUUGAUCCAUCUCCAGGUAGUAUACGCGCAUUCUGCGAGUCUGGAAACUUGCCG